Molecule: messenger RNA, 1226 nt
Organism: Triticum aestivum (bread wheat)
Lineage: Eukaryota; Viridiplantae; Streptophyta; Magnoliopsida; Poales; Poaceae
Product: expansin-B6
Exons: 3
Coding region: 50-844 (264 amino acids)
Cellular component (GO): extracellular region
Source: RefSeq, a predicted model, not a curated record
ACACACACACGCACACAGACGACUCCACACAGAGAGACAGAAGAAAGGGAUGGCGACGACCCGCGUGAGCCUGCUCCUCCUGCUAGCAGUUGCGCUCGCCGGCUCUGUUGCCGGGGCAUCGGCCUUCACCUGCACGUCGGGUCCUUGCUACAACGGCACGGCCGCUUUCUACGGCGACGCCGACGGCGCGGGGAAUGAAGCUGGAGUAUGCGGUUACGGGCCAGCGGUGGCCAAGCCGCCGUUCAACGCCAUGGUUUUUGCAGCAAGAGAUUACUCGCGGACCGCCGUGGGAUGCGGCAGAUGCUUCAACAUAACCUGUCGACACCCCGUGUGCAAUCCUGAUGGAGUCACGGUAACGUUCGCCGACUACUGCAGCGGCGGACCGUGCGUCGACAACGACGUCAUUGAGAUGAGCGGCCACGCGUUUUCCGCGAUAGCCCUGCCGGGCCGAGAAUCCGAGCUGCGCGCGUCACCCACUGUUCCUGUAACUUACCAACUAGUUGACUGCCGCUACUCAUCCAGCAUGGCCUACCUCGUCGACCCGACCGCGACAUCGGAGCGCUUCACUGUCGUACUCCUGUAUGUGCCAGGGGAUGCCUACCCCGGCCUGCUGACUGUUCACUUCAAAGAUGAGUCGAGCGAGGACUGGGUGGAUGCUGAUCCCGUUGGUCGCUAUAGGCUCCCCAAAUUCACAGCCACUAGGAAGAUGGUAGCCCCAAUUACGAUCAAGGUGGAAGGUCACUAUCUGAUUGGGCCAGCGCCGGAGAACCCCACCUGGAGUGUCACGGCGGCAGAUGUCAUCCCCGUCGGCUGGCACGGGGGGAAGACCUACUACGCGGCCUGAGCAGAGCUCACCUUACACGGGUAAUAGAAACGUUCAGUGCGGUCCGAGUGAUGUACUCCCUCCAUUUCAAAAUAUAGUGCGCUCACGCUUUCCGAGGUCCAACUUUGACCAUAAAUUUAACCAACGAGACCAACUGUGGCGGGUAAAAAAAUUAUAUAAUUGAAUACUUCUUUCGAAUACGAAUUCACUGAUAUAAUUUUUGCUCCCGCCGCAAUCGGUCUUGGUAGUUAAAUUUACGGUCAAAGUUAAAGCACGUGGAUAGAAGAAGCACUACAUUGUGAAAUUGAGGGAGUAGUAAAUAACCCAUGAUAUCCUGGUUGAGCCUGUUCAACCCGACCACUGUAAUAAAAGUACUAGCUGGCAGAGACUCAAUUGUUUCUUA